AUGAAGAAAAAGGGAAGCCAAAGUGCGUCAGUGGAGAAAAAAAACCCACAACAAGGAUUCUUACAGAGCCCUGAAAUGGAUUUUUUUUUUUUUGCGGAUUCGCUCUCGCCACAGAAAACCUGUAAGUUUAUAGGAGUCUACACGAGCCAUUUUCUGCCACAGGAAUGGGACAAUAAUGGCGGACGGCCUUCUUCAGAAAGCUUGGGGCGGUUUUUUCCACAGCUUUCGCGGGCAGGAAUCCAGAGCACGUUGGUAGCGCUCGCAAGCUUAGUCAUUUACCAAAUCCGUUCCCCUAUUUGUGAAAAAACCAAUACUUCAUUUGAGAAGAAUCAGCACAACCUAUGCCCGCACACCCCGUUUUGGAGCCAGAGAGGGGCCAGGGAAAUUGGAAUCAGCCUGUGGAAGGGUUCUGGUCCCUUCGCUGGCGUCCAGAAGCCGGCCUCACCCUGCCCGAUCGGCCUGUGCGCAUUAAAAGCCUCAACGUAA
This is a messenger RNA of Trypanosoma theileri, 486 nucleotides long. RefSeq lists its product as uncharacterized. The transcript has a single exon. Bases 1 to 486 code for a protein of 161 amino acids. The record is from RefSeq and is a predicted model, not a curated record. NCBI's taxonomy places the organism in Eukaryota, Euglenozoa, Kinetoplastea, Trypanosomatida, Trypanosomatidae.